Molecule: messenger RNA, 2160 nt
Organism: Ostrinia furnacalis (Asian corn borer)
Lineage: Eukaryota; Metazoa; Arthropoda; Insecta; Lepidoptera; Crambidae
Gene: mnd
Product: L-type amino acid transporter minidiscs
Exons: 5
Coding region: 508-1992 (494 amino acids)
Biological process (GO): amino acid transmembrane transport
Cellular component (GO): membrane
Molecular function (GO): L-amino acid transmembrane transporter activity
Source: RefSeq, a predicted model, not a curated record
UUAAACCGAAUAGUAAAGCAGCGGCGCGUUGACCGAGUGCACCUUUGUCAGGCGUCUGGACUGUACGAAUAAUUUCGAUCGCGAGCGCAAUUCUCAACCUGUUUUACAGUAAAAAGAAACAAUUUGGUAAUUUAUCUAAAACUACAGUCAUUCCAUUAAUUGUAGAGCUGCGUUUUAGUGAUAUUUGGUGCGUUUUACCGGUGUGAUGAAUAUUUUAACCUUACAAAAAUAGUGAAAAUCCCAUGCAUUUAUAUUUAAGAAUUGCGUGCGUUAUCUGAGUUUGCGGCUAUACCUACUAUAAAUAAAUCGGUUAUCACUCCAUGGCAGAUUCAUGGUGUACCACAAUACACGUGGUGUUUCCCGCCAUGGCAAAACCUGUGUGAUGCAAUUUCUGCGUGAAGAUACUCAGACUUUCUGAAUAAAUUAUCACAAUUAUAUAAUGUGUAUGCUUUAGACAUUUAAUAAUAAGGCUUUUGGAUUUUUGAAAGAUUUUGUAAUAGUAUCAAAAUGGCAAAAGUGUCGGCUACCGAAGGACUUACGCCAAAGGCGAUGGACGUGGGCAGUGAGAGUAGUGGGCAAGAUUCAGGGGAAGGAGUGCGGUUGAAGAAGGAGUUGAGCCUGAUGAAUGGCGUGGCGAUCAUCGUGGGGGUGAUCGUGGGGUCUGGGAUCUUCGUGUCCCCAAACUUGGCGCUGCGGUACUCGGGCUCCAAGGGUAUGGCGCUCAUCGUGUGGGUGCUAUCGGGAUUCCUCUCAAUGAUCGGCGCGUUAUGCUACGCGGAACUAGGUACAAUGAUCCCCAAAUCGGGUGGUGACUACGCGUACAUUGGGGAGGCUUUUGGUCCACUGCCCGCGUUCCUGUAUCUCUGGGUGGCUCUGUUCAUCCUGGUGCCUACGGGGAACGCUAUCACCGCUCUCACCUUCGCACAGAACAUACUGCAGCCGCUGUGGCCGGCGUGCUCGCCGCCACACGUCGCCGUCACGCUCAUAGCGGCGGUCAUUACCUGCUUCCUCACGGUAAUAAACUGCUACAACGUCAAAUGGGUGACGCGAGUCCAAGACUCCUUCACCGCCGCAAAGAUUUUGGCCUUCGUGGUAACGUUUGUGGCUAGUCUGUGGUACUUAUUCUCCGGGCACACGGAGAACCUCAAUUCGAUGAUGCAGGGCACCAUCACGGAGCCAGGGAAGCUGGCUAUAGCUUUCUACACCGGCCUGUUUUCUUACUCCGGGUGGAACUACCUCAACUUUGUGACGGAAGAACUGAAGGAACCGUAUAAAAACCUUCCCCGCGCCAUCUGCAUUUCAAUGCCAGUCGUGACACUAGUGUACGCACUGACCAACGUGGCCUACUUCGCCGUGUUGACGAACGACGAGAUCCUGUCCUCAGAGGCCGUGGCCGUGACGUUCAGCAAGAAGAUCCUCGGAGUGGUGGCCUGGAUCAUGCCUCUGUUCGUGGCAAUGUGCACCUUCGGCUCGCUUAACGGCGCCAUCUACGCGUCCUCUCGGCUGUUCUUUGUCGGAGCCAGGAAUGGCCAUUUGCCGCUCGCGAUCUCGCUUAUCGAUGUUAGGCGGUUGACACCAGUGCCCUCGUUGAUAUUUAUGUGUCUCGUCACCUUAAUCGUGCUGCUGACCAGCGACCUGGAGUCGCUAAUCGUGUACGUGACGUCAGUGGAGGCGCUGUUCACGCUGUGCUCAGUGGCAGGCCUGCUGUGGAUGCGGCACACGCGGCCGCUACUGAUGCGCCCCAUCCGAGUCAGCCUCGUCCUCCCCAUCGCCUUCCUCAUCAUCUGCACUUUCGUCGUCAUCUGCUCCUGCUUCAACCACCCCAAGGAGGUCGGCGUCGGCAUCGCCUUCAUCGCCCUCGGCGUCCCAGUCUACUACAUCUUCAUAAAGUGGCAACACAACCUCAAAUGGCUCGAAUCCGCCUGCAAUAGCUUCAACAUCACCUGCUCAAAACUAUUCAUGUGCUUGCCAGAAAACUCCAAGGAAUUAUGAUCUUACAAACUAACUUCAGAGUGGUUCUAUUCAAUCUAUUAGUUUACUAUAAGUAACUUAUAUAUUAGUGAGCGCUGUGCUUUACGAUAAAUGAUCUGUCUUAUACUUUAAUGACUAUGAUUCCUAUGCAUCUUAAGUUAAGUUUUUAAUAAUAAACAUUAAAUACGA